AUGACGGAGAAGAACUCAAUGGGAAUGGAUUGGAUACCUCAGACAUACCAACAUGCUUUUGAAAUGUAUUGGAAACAAUUUCACGAUCCGAAUCAAUUUCCAAUUUUUUGGGCGAUUUGUGUGCUGAGAUUAUUUUCUCUGGCAGAACUUCUGAGAACAUUUCGAGAUGAUCUGAUUAGAACCUUAAGAUGUGAAUCUCAACGAGCGAAAAAAGCUUUUCACCAAGAAAAAGGAAAAAUCUUUUCCGCUCAACAUAUAGACAGCACACAUAAAAAUUCUUACAAGUUCAACAACUUUCUUCAAAAAGGAAUAAAAAAGAAAGAAGGAAACUUCCAAAUAAACUUAAAACUUUGGAGACAAUCUGAGAGUUACAAGAAAGUAGAAAGAAAGUCUGAGAAGGAAAAACACCUUCAGCGCUUUUGCUUCGCAUCCGCCAACAAGGGAAUGAAGCAGCUAAUAUUGAAAUGUUUUCGUUUCCAUGUAACCGUUGAGUGCACAAAGUGUUUUUGCUAUAGCAACAGGGAAGUCAACAACAUAGAGGAACACAACAAGAAUAAGUAG
Molecule: messenger RNA, 561 nt
Organism: Clunio marinus
Lineage: Eukaryota; Metazoa; Arthropoda; Insecta; Diptera; Chironomidae
Source: the annotation of a GenBank genome assembly